AUGGGUGUCACUGCAGCCCCAACUCCUGCCAUUGUUGGCGCUUUGCAAUGUCAAAAGAAUUCUUAUCUCCAGACGCUCGAGACGGAGGUAGUAUCAUGCGAAGAAUACGUGCCACCCAAGUCACAACAGAACGGGAAGUCGAAGACGAAGAAGUCCACGGAUCCCACCAAAGGUCUUGAGAACGGAGAUGCAGCAUCCGGCAAGACAUGGCUUAUCGAGCUUGCGGACUCAGUGCUAUUCCCGGAAGGCGGUGGCCAGCAUACCGACUACGGCGUCCUCACAACACUGAAGGACGAAAACAAGGAAGAGGUUCCAAUAAGAAGUAUACAACGUCACGGUCUCCGCUGCAUACACUUCUCUCCCACACCCCUCGCUCCAGGAACACCAGUCCGUCAAACCGUCGAUUUUGCUCGCCGCUGGGACCUCAUGCAACAGCACACUGGCCAACAUCUCCUCUCAGCCGUCAUGGACUCCAUGGACCUGCCUACGCUAGGUUGGAGCAUGGGUCAGCCCGGAGAAAUGAACUACCUAGAACUACCACGGAAACCAUCGGAAGAAGAGCUCCAAACUAUCCAGAAGAAUUGCAAUGCCAAGAUUAGGGACAGCAUGCCGAUCACUGUAGAAACACCAGAAGGCAAGGGGAGCGAUAGCCUACCUGAAGACUACGAUAAAGAGAAAGGUGUUGUUCGGUUUAUUAAGAUUGGGAAUAUGGACUACAACGCUUGCUGUGGGACACAUUUGCAGAACUCGUCGCACAUCAAUGUCAUAAUGCUGCACCACAUGCAGUCGGUACGAGGUACCAACUGCAGACUCUUCUUCACGGCUGGAGAUCGCGCGAUCAAGAUGGCUACGGAGUCUAUCAACGGUCUUCGCUCCAUCGCUGUGUCUUUGUCAUCUGGAUCGGCGCCUACGGAUGUUGCGGCAAAAGUACAGAGAAUGAGCGACCAAAUCUCUGAAGGGCAGAAGAAAGAGAAGAAAUUACUAGCUGAGAUAGCAACAUUCGAGGGUGAUCGCAUAAAGAACUACCUACAAAGCCACGACAUGGCCUUUAUGCAUCGCGCAACAGAUGGUCUUGACUUCAUCAACCUUGUGCUCUUCGAAGUCAAGGAAAUUGUCAAAGAGCGAGAGGCUGUCGUAGUCUUGUCUUCAGGCGAGGUCAAGAGCUCUGGAUCCAUCGUCGUGUUUGGCAAACCUGACUUGGUUGAGAAGAUGGCGGCGAAGGUGAAGGAGGUUGUCAGCACGGCGAAAGGAGGCGGCAAGGGAGAAAAGUGGCAGGGCAAGGUCACCGAGUGGCAGAAAGGCGAAGUUGAAGCGUUGAAGCAAGCUAUUGAUGCGCAGUAA
This is a messenger RNA of Alternaria novae-zelandiae, 1341 nucleotides long. RefSeq lists its product as uncharacterized. Bases 1 to 1341 code for a protein of 446 amino acids. Gene Ontology annotation, biological process: regulation of translational fidelity; tRNA aminoacylation. The record is from RefSeq and is a predicted model, not a curated record. Gene Ontology annotation, molecular function: Ser-tRNA(Ala) deacylase activity; ATP binding; aminoacyl-tRNA ligase activity. NCBI's taxonomy places the organism in Eukaryota, Fungi, Ascomycota, Dothideomycetes, Pleosporales, Pleosporaceae. The transcript has a single exon.